CGCCGAAGCCAUUUUAUUAUCAAAACAGUAAAAUAAAGUGCAGCAGGUGCAUCGCUUUCUCUCCGUCGCAUAGAGACAAGAGUGAUUUAUUGUAUUCAUUCCUUUAUAUUUAUAUUCCUAUCGAGCAAAGGAUGGGACAGUGCGGGAUUACGUCAUCGAAAACCGUCCUGGUUUUCCUCAAUCUCAUAUUUUGGGCGGCGGCAGGCAUUUUAUGCUACAUCGGCGCCUACGUGUUCAUCACCUACGACGACUACGACCACUUCUUUGAAGAUGUGUACACUCUGAUCCCGGCAAUCGUCAUCAUCGCCGUGGGCACUCUCCUCUUUGUCAUCGGUCUGAUCGGCUGCUGUGCCACCAUACGCGAGAGCUCCUGCGGCCUGGCCACCUUUGCUGCCAUCUUGCUGCUGGUGUUUGUGACAGAGUGUGUGGUGGUGGUGCUCGGCUACAUCUAUAGAGCAAAAGUGGAAGACGAGGUGAACCACUCCAUCCAGAAGGUAUACAACGAGUAUAACGGCACCAACACGGACGCUCCUAGUCGUGCCAUCGACUAUGUGCAGAGACAGCUUCACUGCUGCGGUAUCCACAACUACUCGGACUGGAGGAACACUCGCUGGUUCAAAGAGUCGAAAAACAACAGCGUCCCUGUCAGCUGCUGCCAACCCAACAUCAGCAACUGUACCGGCACUCUCACCCGGCCGGCGGACCUCUACCAAGAGGGUUGUGAAGCUCUGGUUGUGAAGAAGUUGAAGGAGAUCAUGAUGUAUGUCAUUUGGGCUGCGCUAACUUUUGCAUCCAUACAGAUGCUGGGCAUGCUGUGCGCUUGCGUGGUGCUCUGCAGGCGUAGUCACGACCCGGCGUACGAGCUGCUGGUCACCACCAACAGCUACGCUUGAGGGCCUCGCAUCGGAAGACAAGCGUCACCACGUCCUGGUAGAUUUCAAACUGUAGUUCUAUAUUUAAGCUGAGAUAUAUACGCUCAAGCACACAUUGCACAAUCCAAUAAAGUAGCAGACACUGGCGACGUGGUCCCCGGGGAACAUGAGGAACCACCUAUUUAUUCUUAUUAUUGACAUGCUUUGUAAGCUCUUAUGUUAUUUCCUUGACAGUGACAAGCUAUAAAUAGCCAGCGUAUAUUUAGCUAUCGGCAUUUGUUUUUUCAGAAUAAAAAUGAGCUCAUUCAGUCAGAAUGACUUAAAAAAAUAAAUUAAAAAAAACUGGAAAAAGCAGCCGCUUAUAUGUCAAGUCAUGGUUGAAUAUUUGUGGGGCAAAUGUGCACUUUUGCAAAUGAUGGUAGUAUGUGUGACAUUAAAUGGAUUUUUUUUUUUUUUUAACCUUAAUUUCAACCUUAAUUUAGAGCUUUUACUGUUUUCUGCCAAUGAUAAUGAAUUCAAUGUAGGAUGAAAAUUGCCCAUUCUCCUAACCACUGUUAAUUUUGUACAAAACACUCCUAAAUUGUGUGAGAGGUGGCUAUGUUUUUUUUUUUUUUUUUAAUCCUAUCCUAGUCAUCUAAAUCUAGCAAAUGUUGUGUUCUCGUAAAGGGUUUAUUGAAGGUCCAAACGUUCGCCAAAUAUUCUCCAGACAUUCGUCUAUACAAAAAACCCCAAAAAUAAACAGGGCAGGAUGAUGUUUUUUUUUCCCUGAAAAAGUUUGAUUUAGCAGUGAAGCAGAUACUUUAUAUUUCCUGUUUAGUUCUCAUGCUGUGUAUAUUUAGUUCUGAAUCCGCUUCACUGUUGAAGCACUGUGAAUAUAUAAAGUGUGAGCCAGUUUGAUUGACAGUGUUGUGAGUGUAGAAUAAGUAUUAAGCGUUCCCUUGUUUCACCUUUUUUUCAUUUGUUAGUAGGAAUGACUUCUUUUCGAUAUAGUUAUUUUCCUGUGAAAUUUUGCGAUGUUUUCAUUGACUUGGAGCUGUUAUGUGAAACCCAAAAUAUUUUGCUGGAGUUGUAAAAAAAGGGUAACAAAUUGUGAGGAGCUUUGAAGAGGAAACAAAUAAAGUCAUACAUUUCAAUUUGA
This is a messenger RNA of Syngnathus acus (greater pipefish), 2010 nucleotides long. Its product is annotated as tetraspanin-3. Gene Ontology annotation, cellular component: membrane. The record is from RefSeq and is a predicted model, not a curated record. Bases 132 to 893 code for a protein of 253 amino acids. The transcript has 7 exons. Gene Ontology annotation, biological process: regulation of vascular endothelial growth factor signaling pathway; protein localization to plasma membrane; protein maturation. NCBI's taxonomy places the organism in Eukaryota, Metazoa, Chordata, Actinopteri, Syngnathiformes, Syngnathidae.